Medioppia subpectinata is the source of this 332-nucleotide messenger RNA. The record is from the annotation of a GenBank genome assembly. Lineage: Eukaryota; Metazoa; Arthropoda; Arachnida; Sarcoptiformes; Oppiidae.
UCUUGAUUUAAUAAUCGUAUUAUUGUUAAUACAAAAUGUGUUUAUUUUAUUAUUCAAUAUUUUUAUUGAUUUUAUUAAUUCAUGCAAACAAUUGCCUAAUACUGAAAGGAGUGACCAUUUCUAACUGGCCGUUUGUGGAGAGAUAUCAGGACCGGAACGGAAACAUAGCAUACGAUGGCUAUGCUAUUGAACUCAUAGACAAGAUAUCAAAGAGCGCUGGUUUUGACUACGAGUUAUAUGAGGCGCCGGACGGCAAGUACGGGGUCUACGAUCCACAGACCGGACGCAUCGACGGAGCCAUCGGUGAAGUCCUCACCAAAUUAGAGUUAUAA